CUGGUAAUCGCCCAGGCCACUUACCCGUUCCUUCACCUCUACCUCAUGUCGAAAUCUGCUUAACGUUUCCCUCUCUCUCGUCCAAUGGAUGCCUCAGGCAUUUGUGAGAAGGAUAGAGAACACUUGAAGCAAAUUCACGGUUUUACUCACGUUUCAGCGAUGGGUGACAGAACCGCGUCGAUGACGAACACUGGCAAGUGGAAGCAACCACCAACACCGAUAUCGCCUCCUUCGAACACCAGUUUCAAUUUAAAUCCGUUGUCUGGCCGUAUUAAGGACAAUCUUUAUGCCAAAGACGGGAAUCCAAACCGGAGUGCCACACUUGUUGCUAGGAAAAAGCAAAGAAUUGAACCUACUUUCAAACCGGAUAUGCCUUGGUCUGGGCGGCAGACCAAUAAGCGAUCAAUGUUGCCUCGAGAUUCUGAACCACAUACCAUGCCCCUGCCGGAGAGCAUCAACAUAGUCGAUGAAGAAGACGAAGACAUUGAAUUAAACCUCCCCGAAGGCGAUCUUUCUCAUAAGACCCGGUUUGACGGUUCAACGGAACGCACUAGCGGGUUCCGAAAGGUAACUGAACGCAUACCGAUGUUUAUCGCGGACAAAUCCCACUCAGCGCCAUCCCCCUCCUCCUCUAUCGAAAGCUUUGGCGACGAAGAUAAACCCGGAAUUGUGAAGCGGAAAGUGCACCAAUAUGAGAAUCUUGUAGUCGAUAAUAAUGGUCGCGGAUCUCAGUUGGACCUGCGCAAAGUCGGUGUUAAAAAUCGUAUGAAAGGAAGGGAGAGAGUCCCAACUACUUUUACGAAUUUUAUCAAACCCGUUGACUCGCAAGAUUCCUUAGCAACUUCAACAACACCGUAUGAGAACAAGGGAAAAGCGAAGCAAACCCAAGGAGACAUACGAAUACCAAUUUCAGAGUGGUACAUGGGCGCGUUACAUAUCCUGGAUACCUAUACAUUGUCUGCGGGAGAAACGUGUCUCGAAAUCCAGUCCACCUCCGACACAAAAAGUCUACGUUUCUCAGAUAUUAACUCAGUCACACUUUCCAGUUCGGCCCCAAAUACGCAUGGCCUGCCACCUCACCUUCAGAUAACGACAAAGCCUUCCCGUUCCCUCAGUCGAUUAUGGGGAAGCGACGAAUAUUUUCAGCCAGGCGAGCGCGAUAAAGGGUUGCUCACCUUCAGGGCAGACAUUCACGACGACUCAUGGAACCCCAAGAAAUGGGAUGCUCUCAAGCAGAGGUUGAAACGGUCUGUAGACCAUUGUACAGAGUCUCUGAGUUCAAAAGCGUUGUGGGAAAUUGCCUCUUGCGUCGCAGCCGCUAUCAAUUCUAAACGGGUGUUCAUCGAAGAUGAAGAUGAAACCCCAGUCAUGGCUGCGGGAGACAAGAAACGUAGAACAACUGCUACGAACUUUGCGAAAGACCCUCCCUCGAACCAAGAAGGUAUUCACAAGUAUCUCGUAACGCCGAGGCCGAAAGCUCAAGCGACGUACGGCUCCACCGGAUCGAAAUCCUUGAGGGCAUCUAAUCAGGAGGAAGGUGUGCAACCACCGAGCUUGUCGCGACGCUGGACUCGGCAGGCCGAACGUAAACCGCCCGCAGAAGAUCCGGACGAAGUAAUAUUAGUUUAUCCGCCUUCUACAACCGGGGCCGUGAAUAUUACAAAUGCGGACCUCAACCGACUACAACCCGGCGAGUUUCUCAAUGAUACGAUCAUAGAAUUUGGAUUGAAGCUUUGGCAUAAGGAACUCGAGGAAACCAACCCCGAGUUAGCUAAGCAGAUUCACAUCUUCAACUCGUUCUUUUAUAAAAAGCUCAAUAAGAAAAACAUUGAGGAAAGUUACAAGACAGUCGCCCGGUGGACCAGCAAAAUUGAUAUAUUCAAAAAGAAAUACGUUGUCGUUCCCAUCAACGAGAAUGUCCAUUGGUACCUCGCCGUGAUAUAUCAACCGCAGUAUGUUUUAUUCCCUCCAAAAGAGAAGGUCCCGCCUGCCACCAGGGGUCGGACUCGGCUCUCUCAGAGUCAAAGUGAAGGAAAGGUUGGAGAAAGCGUGCAGCACAUAACAGAGGCACAAGCGGGUGGCACGACUGACGAGAAGGCGGAGGCGAAGGAGAACGCUUCCGAAACACCAAUUGGGAUCAAUGAUGAUGAUGCAGACGAGCUCAUGGCUCCGUCAAUGGCUGAGGAAGAGAUUGAUGAGCUUGCAAGCGAUUACGAGAAGGAACCUGACCUGAAUAUUGUUGCGAGCAUCACUACGCCGCAUGAUGACUCUGAUGUCACGCCAAUGGAAGUGGACAACGAUGACGACGGAGGAAGUAGUGAUAGCGUCUCGGCACAACUACAAGAUAUAUCGGUCGGAGGCGAUGACGUGACUAUGGCCGACUUGGAGGAAACGAAGCCACAGGGCAACAAGCCUCCGUCAAUUCAACCCAUUCCACCAAAGGCUUUCUAUGAGAAUCCUUCGUCCAUAAAGGGGAAGGAGAAAGCGACUGAAGUUGAAGAACCUCUCGAAAUUGUGGAUUCGUCUCUUGAAACGCUGAAGACAAUCCCAUAUAUCAUUAUCAUGGACUCUCUUGGUCAGAAGCAUCCACGCGCAGUGAAUACUUUGGCUAGUUACUUGAAAUUCGAGGCGAUGGAUAAACAGCAGAAGGAGGCGGACGCGAUUACCAAAGCGGUCGGGAAAUAUGCACAAGUUCCCCUGCAGCCUAAUUUUUGUGAUUGUGGAAUCUAUCUUCUGCAUUUCGUUCGUACAUUUGUCAGUAAAACAGACCAUCUUGUGAAGGUUAUAACCAAAGAGCGAGCUGGGCGACAAUCCGAUUCACAAGCUGAUCGACACGAAGACUGGGACGCCCGUAAUGUCGAUAGCCAUCGUCAACAACUCAGUGACCGUAUUGAAGAACUUUCGAGGGAAUGGAAAAAUAACCGCGCUAGUCGAGCAGCAGUAACGGACGAAAACAAGCCAACCAAGAUUGUUGAAGUGAUAGGAUCUUCCGAUUCCGAGAUUGACAUCGUCGGGGAGUCAACGAAGAAGAAAGUACCAAGGCAAAAUUCAAAGCAAAAGUCAAAACAAAUCAUUCAGAAAGCUAAUCGCGUAAGAUGACGACGGGACACAUUUUAUUCAUAUCUUUGAUCCUUGCUCUGCUUCGUAUCCUUAUUAUACUGCCCUAUUCGCCACCUCACCUCUUGUUUCCUCCAUCGUAUUCACUUGCAUUGUUUGGCCGAUCGCAUUCAGUCACCCCACCAUAUGUAUUUCUAGUCUGCAUAUUGCUAGAUGCCGUUAAUUUUUACACUACCCCACGUAUUCAAACUCUUUUGUUUAAAUAUGUACUUCAAACCUCGAGGAUGCGAAAACCUGGACUUCUG
Molecule: messenger RNA, 3362 nt
Organism: Marasmius oreades (fairy-ring Marasmius)
Lineage: Eukaryota; Fungi; Basidiomycota; Agaricomycetes; Agaricales; Marasmiaceae
Exons: 15
Coding region: 85-3099 (1004 amino acids)
Biological process (GO): protein desumoylation
Cellular component (GO): nucleus; cytoplasm
Molecular function (GO): SUMO-specific endopeptidase activity
Source: RefSeq, a predicted model, not a curated record